Messenger RNA from Tripterygium wilfordii, 1966 nucleotides. Its product is annotated as aarF domain-containing protein kinase 1. NCBI's taxonomy places the organism in Eukaryota, Viridiplantae, Streptophyta, Magnoliopsida, Celastrales, Celastraceae. Bases 54 to 1700 code for a protein of 548 amino acids. The record is from RefSeq and is a predicted model, not a curated record. The transcript is spliced from 16 exons.
UUGUUUCGACUGCAAAAGUGCUUGUCUGCAGCGGUGCAACCGCCUCGAAGCAAAUGGUGGUUCACAGAGUUCUCAAGUUUCCAGUGAACGCCAAGACAACCACUAUUUACCUACUCACGGCCGCGGGAGUCACCUUCCAAGUAGCUUCCCGUCCCAAUCUCCUUCAACUUUCCUCUUCAACUGAUUUUUUCGAGAAAAUUAGGACUGGAGUCGAAGGCGUUAUUCGCUCCUCCAGCGCGAUCUCGACCAUUGCCUUUUCUGUUGUUGACUACAAGUAUUCUUUACGUGGACUCUCUGAAGACUCUAAUGAUUAUCGAGAAAAAUUAUCUGAGGUCCAUUUACGCUCGGCCCAUAGAAUACUGAAGAUGUGUGAAGCCAAUAAAGGUUUCUAUGUGAAAGCUGGUCAGUUUGUUGCUGCAAUGCGGCAGGUGCCAAUGGAAUACUCAACAACCCUUUCCUCUUUACAGGAUCAGGCAGUUCCUUGUAACUUCAAAGAUAUAAAAAAAGUGCUAUCAAGCAAUCUAGGUAAAGACUUGUCCGAAAUAUUCUUAUCCUUUGACGAGCAACCGAUAGCUGCAGCAUCUAUUGCACAAGCACAUUAUGCGAUUUUGAAAGAUUAUCAAGAAGUAGCUGUUAAGGUUCAGUACCCUGGAUUAGAACGGAGAAUGAAAAUAGACACAAAAACCAUGUCGGUUCUUUCCAAAUUUGUUGCAUGGUUUUUUCCUGAUUACAGGUUUCACUGGCUGGUGUCAGAAUUCACAGAGGCUAUUUCUUCAGAACUUAAUUUCAUUCAAGAGGCAAAAAAUUCUGAGAGAACUGCUGAAAACUUCAAGAAAAACAACAUGGUCAGGGUUCCUCGUGUAUAUUGGGAGCUCACUACAAGCCAUGUUCUGACGAUGGAGUUCUGUAGAGGACAAAAGGUUGAUGACGUUGGAUUUCUGAGGGAAAUGAAAAUAAAUCCUACAAAGGUUGCAAAAGCAUUGGUCGAAAUAUUUGCAGAAAUGAUUUUUAUCCAUGGUUUCGUGCAUGGAGAUCCACACCCUGGUAAUAUAUUAGUUUCUCCGGAAGGUCCAAACGGCUUCACUUUGGUUCUUCUGGAUCAUGGAAUCUACAGACAAUUAGAUGAAGGAUUUCAACAGGAUUACUGUAAGCUCUGGAAGGCCUUGAUUCUUCUGGACUCAAAUGAGAUACGGCAUCUAAGUGAACGAUUUGGUGUCGGGAACUAUUAUCGCUACUUUCCUCUAAUUUUCACUGGACAGCCCAUUGACAGUAAAUCAGCUCUUGGGAGAGUCGUGUCCACUGAAGAGAAAAAUAAAAUAAAGCAGGAGUUUAAGUCUGUAAAGAUGGAGGACAUAUCUUCAUUUAUGGAAUCGCUCCCUCCUGAUUUUCUAAGGAUAUUGCGAACUGAUGGGCUAUUGCGGUCCAUAAUGAGGAAAUUGGGUGCUCCACAGCAGGUGAGGCUGCUGGCUUAUGCAAAAUAUGCAAUAUACGGUCUCUCUCUGAAUUUGAAUCAAGAAUCUGAAUUUGUGGCAAAGAUCGCGUUUUCUAGGUUAAAGGCAAAUCUGAGCUACCUUCGGUUAAGGCUCCUGCUCGAGAUACUUGAGUUCUUUUCUUGGAUGGAGUUGGUCAAACGGUAUGUAUACACCUUGUGCAUAAAGAUCAGUCAAGGCAUGUCGAUGCUAGUGACGCCAUUUGGGUAAUCACCUUUCAGAAUCAUAUCUCCUCCUCGACGAACACAUGCAGCACGGAACUGGUUCUAGCAAUUAAUUGGAAGUCCUAGAGAUGAUGACAAUGAACAAUUGUAACCAGAAAUGGGCUGCCUUUUUGCAAACCCAGAUGCGAAGUUGGUGAAAGCUGAGCUUAACUAUCAUCCAUUUCUGGUGGGAUCCAAUCCCCUUUGUUUCGCUUGAAAAUACUUUGCACAUAAUUUAAUGUAAUGGAAUCCUCACAACCACUAUACUCUUCU